GAAUGAUCGUUGUACGUAGCACGCUUGCCUUCCGACGCGAACCCUCACCCGGUCAUGUACGUCGUCGAUCUAUCAGCAAAGCCUCGAAAUCUGCACCUCCUCCUUCGUCCUCCCACGUGUCGACGCCUUUCAAGCUCUAAUGCGUUCAUGCGACGUUAUACCUCCGGACCAUCCACUUCUUCCGCUCCCUGAUGACCUUGCGGUGUCAACUGCUCUCGGACAUAGAAAUACGCAGAGGAUGCAACACUUCUUAGAGGGGGAAGAUUCUACGGGUCGACAGGAAUGGGCAAGCUGGAGGCAAAGGUGGCGCUGGCGAAGGAUUUUUUCAUUUCGCUCAGAAGGAAAGAGAAGGACUAUGAACUCCACAUUGCACGAAGCGUGAACGAGGACUGAGGUUCAUGGCGUCAGGAUGGACGUAUCCUCACUCGCGACCCGUCGACCUCUAUUCGCACUUGCCCUUGGUUCUCUCACUACAGCUUUCACCCUCGCCCAACGCUAUUCAUCCCAUCUCGCCUUUUACUCUCGCCUCCACACCUCCUACGGUGCCAUUACUCGAUGACCCGCUUCCUCCGCCCAUCGAUCUAUCCCGCUCGGAACCCAUCUCCAUCGUUGUCCCAACGUAUCGAGAAGUAGUAGCAGCGUAGCCUCGAGGAGAUAUUUGAGCAAUAUACAGUCUGAGCCAAGGGUAUCCUUGGGGCUUGCAGUCACGCGCGAUGUACGACUCUCUCGCAGAUUCUUCAUACGACACUGCUAAUAUCGACAAGACGACCUUCACCUUCACCUGCUCUUCGACAUUACUUCCACCAACACCGGCUCCAUCCUCCGCUACAUCAAGUUCGCUAUCUCCGAACACUGCCACUGCCUGGCCGUCCUCACAUAUUCUUCACCUCUCCCUCCUCCGUUAUCCGAUUCGAAUUCGACUCCGAAGCUCGUGCCUAAACCUCUACAAUAUCCGAACUGUCAGUUACGCUCGAGAGUAUUAUCGCCGUCCAAACGAAACUAGCUCGCUCAUCAACCUGAAACAUCGCCGGUGUUCCUGCAGAGGUCGAACCUGUUCGGUCGAUAAUCUCCUGGGAUGGACGGCAUGCAUAGAGAUUCGGCGAAUAGGCCGGGAGGUCACGACGACGACAUAAAAACCUAUAUCCGCCCCAGCCGCUUCUCGACUCGACUAUCUCCGAUUGCCUCCACUUCUGCCAUUCGAACUCCGCGACUAUGGUCCUCUUGAAUGCGCGGACGAACGGACCGUCACUGGGCCGGAGUUUUGGGUCGCAGAGAAACAUCGCAUGAGUAAAGCAUAGAAGCCAAGAGACGCGAGUGCGGGAGCAUUGAUGUGGAGUGUGCGACGGGCGAGGUAAGACAAGUGAAGAUACGAGGUUGGAACCCGUUUGGGUGUUCUGGUCGCGUGCAUAAGCUAGAUUGAUCGGAGUAAUGGGAGAGAUAGUGAUGAGGUGGCAUGGGAAGGAGUGACGGGAGGAGGAGACGUUUCGCGGGACCAGGCGAAAAGGACAGGAGUUACAGGGUUGACGGGUUUCAUGAGGAAGGCAGAGCAAACAGACGUUGUGUACGAGGAUAGCCACGAGGAGAAGAGUAAGACGAAGAGUCAGGCCCAUCUGCGGAAAACGACGAGGGUGGCGAUCCAACGACGUGACAUUGUCGUACCGUCGAGUAUACACGGCCUG
Molecule: messenger RNA, 1679 nt
Organism: Stereum hirsutum FP-91666 SS1
Lineage: Eukaryota; Fungi; Basidiomycota; Agaricomycetes; Russulales; Stereaceae
Exons: 4
Coding region: 714-1133 (139 amino acids)
Source: RefSeq, a predicted model, not a curated record